Molecule: messenger RNA, 652 nt
Organism: Medicago truncatula (barrel medic)
Lineage: Eukaryota; Viridiplantae; Streptophyta; Magnoliopsida; Fabales; Fabaceae
Product: 40S ribosomal protein S27-2
Exons: 4
Coding region: 150-410 (86 amino acids)
Biological process (GO): translation
Cellular component (GO): ribosome
Molecular function (GO): structural constituent of ribosome
Source: RefSeq, a predicted model, not a curated record
ACUUUCAUAAUCCAAGGGCUAGUACACUCACACGCUACACACCCCCUUCAUAUAUAAAUCUUUCAGAAAUUCAGCUUCAUCCACCGAGCGCCUCAAUCUAUUUCCAGUAUCUAGGGUUUACUUCUCAUCACACAUCCGAACGGCGCAAAAUGGUUCUUCAAAAUGAUAUUGAUCUGUUGAAUCCACCUGCUGAGCUUGAGAAGAGGAAGCAUAAGCUUAAGCGACUUGUUCAAUCUCCUAAUUCAUUCUUCAUGGAUGUCAAAUGUCAAGGUUGCUUCAAUAUAACAACUGUAUUCAGUCACUCCCAAACUGUCGUAGUUUGUGGCAACUGUCAAACGGUGUUGUGCCAACCUACCGGUGGCAAAGCAAGAUUAACGGAAGGAUGCUCUUUCAGGAAGAAGGGAGAUUAGUGAUGGAGCUAUUUUGCUUUUUGAGAUUUGUUUUAGUGAAAUUUUGGGUUAUUUGGUUUGAUAAUGUCUCUAUAUUUUGAAUUUUAAACCUUUGUUGGAACCGGGUUGUCUUGUGGUCUAUGGAUUUGUUGUUCUGUUGAAAGAAUUUGAGUAAAUGGUACCUUAUAUAGUUGGUUGACAUUAUCUCAUUUGAUUUAGUUUAUAUCUGGUAAUUUAUUUGAUGUUAUUGAAUGCAUUUUUUA